Sordaria macrospora k-hell is the source of this 1794-nucleotide messenger RNA. RefSeq lists its product as uncharacterized. Gene Ontology annotation, molecular function: metallocarboxypeptidase activity. The record is from RefSeq and is a predicted model, not a curated record. NCBI's taxonomy places the organism in Eukaryota, Fungi, Ascomycota, Sordariomycetes, Sordariales, Sordariaceae. Gene Ontology annotation, cellular component: fungal-type vacuole lumen.
AUGGAGAAAGGCAUCUCUCUCCCGGUGGCCCACACGCCCACGCCGGCCCCGACAUGCAACACCACCCGCUGCAACUCCUUCAAGACCAUUGCCAAAGCGCUUGCUCUCGGUCUUCCCCUCUACGCCCUCUACGUCUGGAACACCAACCAGUCCGUCCUCCCCUCUGCGCUCACCCGCGGCGGCGCAGACGUCAACUUCGCCUCCCAAUGCGUGCAGCCCUCCCCACUCAACCCUAGCAAAAAUGACGCCCUCGACAAAGCCUACGCCUUUCUCUCCACCGACAAAUUUCUCAACGCCUCGGUCGCCCGCCUCUCCGGCGCCGUGCGCGUUAAGUCCGAGUCCUUCGACGACCUCGGCGCCAUUGGCGAAGAUCCCCGCUGGGACGUCUUCUACGACUUCGCCGCCUACCUCAAGAAGACCUUUCCCCUGAUCCACUCAAAGCUGCAAGUCGACAAGGUCAACACCCACGGCCUGCUGUACACGUGGGAAGGAUCCAACAAGGAUCUCAAGCCGACUUUGCUCAUGGCGCACCAAGACACCGUGCCCGUGCCGCCCGAGACAAUCCCAGCCUGGACGCACCCGCCUUGGUCCGGUGAGUUCGACGGGAAGUACAUCUGGGGUCGCGGCGCAGGCGAUUGCAAGAACCAGUUAAUCGCCAUCAUGGAGACCGUCGAGCUGCUGCUCGAAAACGGGUGGGAGCCCAAGCGCACGAUUUUGCUCUCGUUCGGUUUCGAUGAGGAGUGUUCGGGCCGUCAAGGCGCCGCUUCGCUGAGCAAAUUCAUCGAAGACCGGUACGGCAAGGACUCGCUGGCUGUGAUCGUCGACGAAGGCGCCGGGUUCGAAAAGACGUGGGGGACGCUGUUUGCUAAACCGGGAACGGCAGAGAAGGGAUACACGGACGUUUACAUCACCGUGCGCAUGCCCGGCGGACAUUCCUCGAUUCCUUCAGAUCACACCAGCAUUGGCGUUUUGAGUGAAUUGAUUACCAAAAUCGAAGCGGAGCAGUACCGCACCCAUCUUAAGGAAGAAAAUCCGUAUUUCACGCAACUGCAAUGCGGCGCGGCCCAUUCGCCUGAGUUUUCGCACAAGCUGAAGAAGUUGCUUGCCCACCGCCACACCAAGGGGGCCGAAAUCUGCAAGGCAAAACCCGAUUACCUAGCCGUCGAAGCCGCACGCGAGGGUGGUCCUGCAAUCAAGUACCUCAUGCAAACCUCUCAAGCCGUCGACGUCAUCACCGGUGGAAUCAAGACCAACGCCUUGCCAGAACGCGUGCGCGUGACGGUGAAUCACAGAAUCAACAUCGGCGAGACACCGCAGGUUGUCUACGACCGCCUCACGAAACUUGCGGGACACGUCGCCAAGAAACAUAACCUCUCCCUCCACGCCUUCGAGUCCUCUUCCUCUUCUUCUUCCAUUGAGCCCGCAAACUCCAUAAUCCUCACCAAAUCAGACCACGAGUUGCUCGUCGCCCCCGUCUCCCCAUCCUCCCCGCACUCUUCCUCCGGCGGCCACACCCCCUUUUCCGUCCUGGCAGGCACCACCCGCGCGCUGUACGGGGAGGAAGUAAUCGUCACGCCGGGGAUAAUGACUGGUAAUACCGAUACGAGAUAUUACUGGGGCUUGACGAGACAUAUCUUUCGGUGGGGGCCGGGGUAUGAUAGUGAGGAUGAUGAGGCCGGGUUAGGGAGCAUUCAUACUGUGAACGAAAGAGUUAGUGUGCGGGGACAUGUUAAUGGUGUUAAGUGGUUUUGGAUGUUUUUGAGGAAUAUGGAUGAGGUUGAGGUUGAGGUUUGA